Messenger RNA from Acanthaster planci (crown-of-thorns starfish), 3409 nucleotides. RefSeq lists its product as uncharacterized. Gene Ontology annotation, molecular function: transcription cis-regulatory region binding. The record is from RefSeq and is a predicted model, not a curated record. Gene Ontology annotation, biological process: regulation of transcription by RNA polymerase II; visual perception. NCBI's taxonomy places the organism in Eukaryota, Metazoa, Echinodermata, Asteroidea, Valvatida, Acanthasteridae. Gene Ontology annotation, cellular component: membrane; nucleus.
UUUCAAACAAGAUGGAAGACAUUUCGUAUUGGGAAUAAGUCUAGGCCUAAUGCAUAUUUACUACAAUUAUAUAAUUUUGUGGCUUUGCUUAUAAAGGUUGGCAGAAAAUAUUAGAGGAACAUGUGACACUACGAGAGUACUUUAACAUGGCAGUUUUGCCAAUUCAAAUCAGCGAGAAUAGACGGCAAAAGCUUUGCACUAUUCUAUGGGUUGUACAUUGGAUGUCUGCCCUGUGUGGAUUGUCUCUCAUCUCGAUUGGACUUUACAUCAAGAUACGCAUACAGGACAAGGUGAAUCUUGUGGAGGGGUACAACGGAAACUCCCUGCCUUGGAUGCUGAUCACCAUCGGCGUCAUCACCACUGUCAUCGACUUGGCUGGGGGACAGCUUUGCCAAAAGGUUGCCGACAUCUCUAGGAGGGAAAGGCUGAGGGCCCUCCUCCUUCCCUACCUCUUUCUCUUCCUCGCGCUCAACGUCUGCAUCUUCGUAGCAGGAUGCAUGUGUUUCUCCCACCGAUUGCAUCUCCAUCAUUCGUUCCACCGUGGACUGAUCAAGGCUAUGAAAAACUACAAGGACAAGGAAGCGGUAAAGCGUGAGAUCAACCAGUUGCAGGUGGAGUUUGAGUGUUGUGGGAACGAGGGCUAUGAAGACUGGUUUGCUUUGCAAUGGAUCGCAGACGAUUACCUGGACAAGACAAACGAGAUUGUACAAAGAAAGAUGACCAGCGGAGGGUUCCUGAGCGACGAUGUCCCGUACAGUUGCUGCAGACACGACCUGCUGCGGCCGUGCAUUCAUCACCACGUCCACGACAACCAAAAACACCGCAACUACGACUAUCGCGAGGGACUGACCCUCCACCAACAAGGGUGCAAGCACGCCCUCAUUGACUACUUCACGAUCAGGCUGAACCGAAUCGGAGCCAUUACAUUGGUGAUUUUCAUCCUGCAAUCUGUCAUCUUCUUGCUGCUACGCUACCUUCAGACAUCUAUCAGAAACGCCUACGAUGCGGACGAUCCGGAAGGCACAGCGCGCGGAUGGCUUCUGGCUAAUGUUCCCUUCGCCAAAUGGCCCGAUCUCAAAGAGGCCGAGGGAGACAUUUCCGUCGCCUCCGACGACAGCUUCGGAAUCGACUUCCAGCCUGAGGGACCAGAUUGGAACGCUGAGGAACCAAUCUACGAAAAUUGGCCAGUGGGGGGUACCUUGGAUGGACUCGACGGGCCGCAGAGAGCAGAAACAGGCGAGCAGUCAAAAGAAAGGAAAUCGCAGAAGAAAUUGAAAUCAGGCAAGAAGUCGAAAUCAGAGAAGAAAUCGAAAUCGGACAAGGAAUCCAAAUCGGACAAGAAGUCGAAAUCUGACGAAAGGUCCAAGUCGGAGAAGUCCAAGCCGGAAAAUAAAUCCGGGUCGAAAGACACGAAAUCUGUUGGGUCAACCAAGAAAUCUCCCGGGUCAACCAAAAAAUCUCCCGGGUCAACCAAGAAAUCUCCCGGGUCAACCAAGAAAUCUCCUGGGUCAGCCAAGAAAUCUGCAGGGACAACCAAGAAAUCUCCUGGGUCAACCAAGAAAUCUCCCGGGUCAACCAAAAAAUCUCCCGGGUCAACCAAGAAAUCUCCCGGGUCAACCAAGAAAUCUCCCGGGUCAACCAAGAAAUCUCCCGGGUCAGCCAAGAAAUCUCCUGGGUCAGCCAAGAAAUCUGCAGGGUCAACCAAGAAAUCUCCUGGGUCAGCCAAGAAAUCUGCAGGGUCAACCAAGAAAUCUCCAGGGUCAACUAAGACGUCACAAAGAUCUGGAAAGAAAGUAUCCGGGUCAACUGGGAAAUCUCCUAGAUCUACAAAGAAAUCACCUGGAUCAACUAAGAAAUCUCUUGGAUCAGCAAAAAAAUCACCUGCAUCAGCUAAGAAAUCGCCUAGAUCUGUGAAAACCAAAUCAGCUUCAACCAAGGUGACAUCUGCAAGAGGCGCCAAGAAGAUGGGCGGGAACAAACCGCGAAUGAAGAAUCGGAACAACAACAUCGACAGCGAUCACUCGUCUUCGAGUGACGAUUCGUCGAGGGAAUCAGAUUGUUCCCUGACUCCGCUACUUCAUGGCCAGUGUAUGCCAAGGGAGGAUCCCUUACAAGGGACAGGGUACCAACCCACUGUAUCAGUGCCUUGGUGGCGUCGAGUUCUUCGAAAAUCGGAAUCGAUUUACAUCGAUAUGGGUGAUAGUGACUGAUGAUGAUCGGUGUUGUAGAUACAGCUUUGUAUAUAACUUUGAACCAGUACUUAAUAUUAGAAAGUUCUUUUAAAAAGAGGGGUUGGGUUUGUUUUUAUACGAGCUGUACACACUUAUGAUCACAAAAUCUCAAUGCAGUUAUCGGAAAGAAGUGGGUUAUUUCACAGGUAGGAAUCAUUACCGAAUUAUUCCACGUACAUUACCUUCCUUUUACAUUGUACUUCAGAGCCACGGAUUUUAACUGCAUAUUUAUCCUUAUUGUUGUGGUAUUUAUUAAUCUAAUACUUUAUUCACAAUGCAUCCAAAGUCCCUUUAGACCUUCCAAACGAUUACAUGUAUGUGCAAUGUCACGUUCACAAGCUUUUUUCUGUAAUUCAAAGAUCCUGGAAUUCGAUUUAAAAAUUGUCAACGGUAAAGUUAAAUCCAAUCAAAGCAUAUAGACAAUGUUAGAUGCCUGCAAAGAAUUUAAAAACCCGGGCAUGCGCAGUUUCUGCCUCUGGUGAAUCUACCCGCGAAGGGGAAAAUUCAGUUUCUGAGAAAUCCGUAAUACUAUGUGACCAUCACAGUUCCCGCAUUACCGAAACUCGAUAACGAUGAAGAAUCGAUACGCUCUGAAUUUCAGAGACAUUAUAAAGGGACACUAAAUACUGUCAGUGGUUAUCAUUUCGAUACUGAUUGUAAUUCUUGUUUCCAGGAUAAUUUGGUAGUCGGAAUUUGUGUUUCUCUAAUUAGUUAUCAAUUAAUUGUUUUUUAGGAGAGAAAUGUCACGAAAUCCAGUGAUAUGUUCGUUGUCACCGUUCAUUGUGGUAUAUUCAUUUUUUUUUCCAAUGAAGUUCUUAUAACGUUCAGCGUUUCCAGAAAUAAUAAACCUGUGUUAUUCCCCCAGCGGGGGUGGUACCUUAGAUAAGAGCAGUGGCGCAACCGGGGUACGUAAUAAUCUCGGCACGGCCACCUCUGGGUCAAACCACUCGCCAUAAGUGUAAUUUUUAAUUACAUACAUCCAUGAUGCGUUAUGUCGUUUUAGCUCAUGACAUUUUGCAAGUGAGCAAAGUCUUCUUCAUAAAUCAGUGCGCAAAUGUUUGGUUCCCAAUUUGAAGAAAAGAAAAACCCCACCCUGUCAUGACCGUAAUAAGCUAAGCUGUUUAAUGUAAAUAUAUAUAAACAAGUGCGCCCUCAUUUGUAGGGCAAAGCAUGGCAAA